This is a messenger RNA of Melampsora larici-populina 98AG31, 1782 nucleotides long. RefSeq names its product family 90 glycosyltransferase. The record is from RefSeq and is a predicted model, not a curated record. The transcript is spliced from 11 exons. NCBI's taxonomy places the organism in Eukaryota, Fungi, Basidiomycota, Pucciniomycetes, Pucciniales, Melampsoraceae. The coding region runs from base 1 to 1782 and encodes 593 amino acids.
AUGAGAAAGUUAACGAGUUUCCUGAACCUUCGUCGGUUUACUAAUUUAACUUACAUCUUAACUGCCACCAGCAUCAUCAUCGUCCUCACUUAUUAUUAUUACUUUCAUCAUUCCAUCAUCAACGAACCAAUCAAAACAAUAAGAAAUCAUCAAAAAUCAAAAACACCUUCAAUAACAUUAUCAUCAUCAACAACAUCACCACCUCUUCUUAUCACCAAUACUCAUACCUCUUCAAAUGGUCUACUCUACCUACUCGAUCAACCUAACUCAGAUUCAACCUCGAAUACAAACUAUCAAAAAUCGAAAAAAGAGUCAAAGAAACCAUCGAUCGAUCAUCCUAUCUUCUCAUUAAUCAGAAACGCAACUCUUUUAUGGGAAAACAAACUCAAGAAUCAAUCUACCAACUUGAGAUCUGCUACAGAAGAAUACAAAAGAAGAUAUCAUCGAUCACCACCUCGUGGAUUUGAUGAAUGGUGGAAUUGGUCAAAUGAUAAGAAUGUAAAACUUUUAGAUGAAUAUGACUCUAUUAAUCGAUCCAUCGAACCUUUCUUUGCUUUACCAGCUAGUCUCUUUCGUCAAAGAGUUGAUGACUUAACAAACUCUCGGACCAAAUGGAGUAAUGAUACCUUUGUGAUCUCGAUCAGAUCUGGUCAUUUCACUCUCUCUGGUUUUCAAGCUCAAAAUGGUCCAAGACCAAGAGAACUCGUCAACUUGUUACAAGAUAUUGUUCAUCUCUUACCUGAUGUUGAUUUACCUAUCUCUAUUCAUGAUAUACCAAAUCUACCCGAAUCAGAAUACAACGAAACGUACAAUCAACCCGGGCUGCGAGGGUGGCCAAACAUAUGUCCAUCAGACUCUCGAUUGAGGAAAGAACUAGAAGGUCUUGCUGACCCAAUUCAACCUAAUACCCAGAGUUUCAUUCAUCAUGAUCAUCUUUCUACAAUGAACAUGUGUCAUCAUCCUACUCUGUGGCAACAAAAUGGGUUUCUAUCAACGUACGAUUCACCCGAUCUUCCACCUCAUCGAUUUUCAGAAAUACUCAUCACCCCGCCAUCCCAGUUUUCGGUACCUGUGGGAAAUGAUCCAGAGUGGAGUAAUAAACAUAAUAAAUUGGUAUGGCGAGGUGGGAAUACCGGGAUUUUAUUUGAUUCUGAAACCAAUUGGAGAAUGUCACAGCGUGCUCGUCUUGUUAAAGUGACAAACGAUGGGAGAGGAAACAAGACGUUUCGAAUGGUCGAUGGCACUCUACCAAGGAAAAUGAAGUAUUUUGAAGCUGAUACCGCCUUACUCAAUCAAAAAUAUUUUGAUGUGGGUUUUGCUGGUAGGCCCGUUCAAUGUGAUAAUCUUGAUGGUACCUGUGAGGCGGUUGCAAAAUUAUACACCUUCAAGCCAUCACUUGAUCCAGAAGAAAUGAAUCAGUACAAGUACAUAAUGGAUGUUGAUGGUAAUGGAUGGAGUGGUAGGUUUCAUAGAUUGAUGGGGACAAAAAGCGUCGUGCUCAAAAGCACAAUCUUUCCAGAAUGUUAUGUUCCUGUUCGACUAGACUAUCAAGAUCUAUAUGAUAUUAUGGCCUUUUUUACAGGUGACUUGAAUGGUGAAGGAGCACAGGAUGAAGAAGGAAGGAAGAUUGGAGAAGCUGGUAAAACAUGGACUGAAAGGUUUUGGAGAAAGGAAGAUAUGCAAGCUUAUAUGUUCCGAUUGAUAUUGGAAUAUUGUAGGUUAUUGCAUAGGGAUACGGAGAUGAUGGAUUACACUUUGACUGAUGAUCCUCCUAAGGAAUAG